AUUAACUACCUCCCAGUCCUGCCGUUGUAUAUAAACAGCCUGACGGUGGCAGUGCAGGGUCGGGUGGCUGUUUAUAAUAUGGCCUCCCUGCCCCUUGCUUGUGCGCGUUUCCCUGGGAGUGCGCAGCACCGCGAUCCGGUGCCUGCUGUGUCCUCCGGACACAGUGGAGACCGAUCGCCGUACGGGACCUCUCUGCGAGGUCCCGAUAAUGUGAUCACUGAUUGGCCAAUCAGUGAUCACAUGCAGACUGCAUUCUUGCAACCAUUGAGAACUACUGAGUGAGCUGUGAUUGAUCACAGCUUGUCACAUGGUACAGGGCUGUUUUGAAUAGCCUUGUACCAUGUGACCUCUGUGAUCAUUCACA
This is a messenger RNA of Staurois parvus, 364 nucleotides long. Lineage: Eukaryota; Metazoa; Chordata; Amphibia; Anura; Ranidae. The record is from the annotation of a GenBank genome assembly.